CACCCCAGUCACGCGACGGCCAAAUUCUGGCCGUCAGCCCGUCACAUGAACCCGGCGCCCGUGCCUUUGUUGUUUGGGGGGGGCAAAGCGCUCGCUGCUGCUGCCCACGCAGAGCUUAGGGUUUGCGAAUUCGCGGAGGAGCCGCGGUGGGAGGGCGUCGCCGUGGCCGGUGGCAGCGCGCUCUCUUUUAGGGUUUUUUGCGCUCGGCCAUGGAGCUAUGAGGAAGAAUUCGUCGUGUGCGGGGCCAGGAAUGCAUGCGUGGGGGCGCAUUUCGCGCGACUAGGGGCAAUCCAUGGGUGAUUUAGCGCGUUGCAAGACGCAAUUGGCCUCAUUUCGAAUCAAGGAGCUCAAGGAUGUUCUCACCAGGCUCGGGCUUCCCAAGCAGGGGAAGAAACAGGUUCUUAUGGACAAAGUUCUCGCGGUGCUUGUUCCUUCCGAGUGGCAGCAACACCCAGUCCAAAAAGGUUUCAAGCCUGACGGAAAUAGAAGCUCUAUCGCAGCGCAAGUUAUAGAUGACAUCUAUAGGAAGUUGCGGGGAUCGGGAGCUGUGGAGUUGGCUUCCGGACACAGGAAUUUCUCCGGUGCUGUGUCUGUGAGUGCCGGUCGAUCGGAUGAACCGGAUGAAACUGAGAAUCGAUGUCCGUGUGGGAGUUCGCUGGAUACUGGAACUAUGAUCCAGUGUGACAACCAAGCCUGCAAAGUGUGGCAGCACCUUAACUGCGUGGUGAUUCCUGAGAAUGCAGCCGAGGGUGUCGAGCCCGAUGUUCCAUCGCAAUUCUACUGUGAAAUUUGCAGGAUUAAUUAUGGAGAUCCUUUUUGUGUUACGUUAUCGCAACCGUUGCCUGCAGCUAAGUUUUACGCUCCAGCGGCUCUUCAGAUGGAAGGGGCGUCUCCUUUGCAUUCCCUGGAGAAGACUUUUAUUUUAUCAAAGGCUGAUCGAGAAAACCUGCAUAAACCAAACCACGACCUUCAGGUGUGGUGUCUUCUCCUCAAUGACAAAGUUCCGUUUCGAAUGCACUGGCCAGACUGUGCGGAGCUUCGCGUCAAUGGUGUCGUUGUCAGGGUAACUACAAGAGCCGCGAAGCAGUUGCUUGGUGCAAAUGGCCGAGAUGACGGUCCAGGGAUAACUGCCUGUACCAGAGAGGGCACGAACAGGAUCUCGCUGUCAGCGUGUGAUGCCCGGCCUUUUUGUAUGGGCGUUCGCAUCAUUCGUCGCCUUAGUGUCGAGCAGGUGAUGAGUUUGAUCCCGAGUGCUGCCCGUGGCGAAUCUUUCGAGGAGGCCCUGGCUCGUGUCCGUCGUUGUAUAGAUGGCGGUGCAAGCGAUGCCGGCGAUGACGAUGAUAGCGAUCUUGAAGUUGUUGCCGACUCCGUGACUAUGAAUUUGAGUUGUCCUAUGAGUGGUUCUCGGAUACAUAUCGCUGGCCGCUUUAAACCAUGUGCUCAUAUGGGCGGCUUCGACUUGAAGACAUUUGUUGAGCUUAAUCAAAGAGCACGAAAGUGGCAAUGUCCUGUGUGUAUGAAGAAUUACUCUCUUGAUCAGCUCAUCAUUGAUCCUUUUUUCAAUCGCAUCACUCAUGCGAUGAAAGACUAUGGAGAGGACAUCAAGGAAGUGGAACUUAAGGCUGAUGGUUCGUGGCGGCCAAAGCUUGAAGGCGAGACAGUGUCCAGACAACCAUGGCGAAGUCCGGAUGGCACACCGGUGCUAGCAAACGGCUUCCACAAGGCUACAGUGAAACAAGAGGAGGGCGUGUCUCAAGGAAGACCACCGUUAAAGAUUGGCAUGAAGAGAGCACACGACGGUAGCUGGGCCGUGCUGAGACCGUCUGGCGGGGCCAUCCCCAAGCCGAAGGAGCCGUCCUACUCACGUAGCACCAGCGCCACGGACACAAACAACGAGGACGACGAAAGAAGCGUGAACCAGGAACCAUACUCCAAAGACUACACGGGAGACAACGAGGCGGGCUUGCGGGCUGGAGGAGGCCUGGCUAUCAACGCGUGGAAGAAGAGCAAGGCCACACUCGUAGAUGAAGCUCCUGCCAGUGCCGGAGAUGUAAUAGUUCUUAGUGAUUCGGAUGAAGAGUCGGGCUCGCCUGGUGGACCUUACAACAAUGGCAAGCAGCAGCACAACGGUGGUGCCGCUCCUUCAAGCAGCUAUGGUGGCAGUGGGAAGAACAAGGAUAGACUAGCUAACGGGGCUACAGGUGGAGCUCGAGGACGACAUAGCUCCUCGAGACACACAGGCUCAGAUGGUGGUGGUGGUGGCGGCGGCAUGGGAAUGCCGCUCGAGAGCUCGCUAUGGUCGCAGCCAUCGCAGGAAGUUCCUUACAGUUUUUUUGACGCUGCCGGUCCCGCGCGGCAAGCCAAAAACUCGGAGCUCGACUUCGCGUACCAAGCUUACGAGAUGGACGAAGAUGGUGGCGGCGACGAUACGGGGCCAUCAAAGUCGGGCUUUCGGCUGUUUCUGCCGCCACAGCCGGCGAGGGAGCAGCGGCAGACGUUGCAAAAUCCGGCGAUCUCUCCUGGUGAGCAGCUGGAUGAAGAUUGGUUCUCGCUGAGCCUUGGUGGUGGUGACAACGUUCUCAACGCCGCCAACGAUAACACUGGACUAGGCCUUCCAUUGUCUUCUUCUCGUGAGUAUACCAGGCCAGCAAGGGAGCGCCUGGAUUCACUUGCAAACACAGCGACGGUUCUUCUCGGUCUAAACAACAAUAAUGGAGCUGGUCAUUCGCGAAGGAACCAGCACUUAUCUCGACAACGUAGCUACUUUCGAGCUGAAUCCCAGUCCGAGUGAAGAUGGAGUGGAAGGUUUCGCCGCGUCGAUCGAGCUCAUCAGAGAGAAAGACGCCAAGUCGUGUUUUUCUCCAUCGAUCGAGCGAGGUAAGAGAGGCUUCUUCCCUUUUGUGCCACUGUAAACUACACCUCCCCUCUUGUGAUUGUAGAUAUUUUUGCAAGCUGCUGCGGCAUGCAAGCUAACGGCACAUAAUCAAUGAAAACUAUUCUUUUUU
This is a messenger RNA of Selaginella moellendorffii, 3005 nucleotides long. RefSeq names its product E3 SUMO-protein ligase SIZ1. Gene Ontology annotation, molecular function: SUMO ligase activity; zinc ion binding. The coding region runs from base 293 to 2791 and encodes 832 amino acids. Gene Ontology annotation, biological process: protein sumoylation. The transcript is spliced from 17 exons. NCBI's taxonomy places the organism in Eukaryota, Viridiplantae, Streptophyta, Lycopodiopsida, Selaginellales, Selaginellaceae. The record is from RefSeq and is a predicted model, not a curated record.